AUGUCAACUCACAAAUCCGCUCCCAGGAGGUCGACUCGAUUGUCUACCGUCUCCGUAUCAGUCAAGUCUGAACCAGCAGAAGAACAAGAGAUCGUGCAGCCGCCUGCUAAAAAGCAGAAGAAGAGUCACCCUCGAAAGAUAACUACCUCCGCAUCAGCUGAAACCACAUCAGCUAAAACCACGAUCAAGGUAAAGAAGGAUGUACAAGUUAAAUCUGAAAGAGAUGGAGAUCACAUCGACCCAUCUACCGCAUCUUCUUCAACCGACGAUAUCAAACCAACUUUAUCUGAGGUGAACGCUGCUACUGAUGUACGCAAAAAGAGGGGUAGACCAAGUAACGCCUCAACAAAAGUUGAACCUUCGUUUUUGUCUUCCUCUGCCUUAGCUACCACUAUAGUAAAACACGAGUGCGGAGCUACCGUCGAAACCGAACAUACUUCGACCGCUGGUCCGAGUCAAAUCAGCGCCCAGACAUCGACUGUUGGAGUGGCAAAUAAAGUCCAGCCCGACAUCAAGCCAAAGAUCGAGAAUACGAAAAGUCCUGCGAAGGGAAAAGGCAAAGCGAAGGAAAAGGUUGUUGAUCCCAAGAAAGAGAGAUUAGCAAGAAUGCGAGCGAAGUGUCCGAAAACCACCCUGGAUAGAUAUAAACGAGCGAUCUCGCAACGCAUGUUCAUGAUUGAGCGUGAACACGUUGGCGAAGGCAGUAGACAGUAUGAGCAAUUCAAAGUUCUGGGAUCUACUGGUAAUGUCUACACUGUCAACAUCGGUGUCAUCCCUCGGUGCAACUGUCCCGAUAAUUUGAAAGGUAAUAAACCUUGCAAGCACAUCAUUUUCGUUUUCAUCAAGGUCUUGAAAGUCCCAGACGAGUCUCCCAUUUGGUAUCAGAUGUCUCUGACGCCCGAGGAAGUCGAGGAGGUGUUUGCUGCUGCUCCUCCCGUUCCCAAUGGUUCAGUUACCGUCGAUCUCAAGGUACAUAAAGCUUAUCUCCAUGCUACCGGUAGGGGUGUAGACGAGCAGGAAGUCACCGAAAUUGACAAAAAUGUCAACGAUGAGUCCGGCGGUAAGAGAAUGGAUGCAGUCGGAGAAGACUGUCCUGUAUGCUACGAAGAGAUGACACAGCAAGAUUUGGAUGGAAAGUUGUUGACGUAUGACGAAUCUUUGAACGGAUGUGGUAAACCACUUCACAAGGAAUGCUUCCAGAUGUGGGCCUUGACUGCGAGGAACAAGGGCAACGACGUUACUUGUGUCUGGUGUCGAUCACCUUGGCCUACGGAGGACGGUGGCAAAGGCAAAGGCAAAGCUACUGGACCUCAGUACACUUCAAUGGGAUAUCUUAAUAUGGCCGAUGCUGCUGGCUUGUCGCGUCAACGAGAUGUCAGCUCCUAUCACUGGGGUAGUCGGUACCGACACUCCGACUAG
Molecule: messenger RNA, 1419 nt
Organism: Kwoniella shivajii
Lineage: Eukaryota; Fungi; Basidiomycota; Tremellomycetes; Tremellales; Cryptococcaceae
Exons: 13
Coding region: 1-1419 (472 amino acids)
Molecular function (GO): ubiquitin protein ligase activity; zinc ion binding
Source: RefSeq, a predicted model, not a curated record